This is a messenger RNA of Melanaphis sacchari, 251 nucleotides long. Its product is annotated as maltase 2-like. The record is from RefSeq and is a predicted model, not a curated record. Gene Ontology annotation, biological process: carbohydrate metabolic process. Lineage: Eukaryota; Metazoa; Arthropoda; Insecta; Hemiptera; Aphididae.
UGAUUACAUUGAUACAAAUCAACCACUUGAAAUGCGACCCAAAUCAUCACUGGUGUUAUCAUAUUAAUUAAACGUUUGAUCCAAAUUAUGUAAACUUACACAUUAUGUAUUAUUAAAUUACAAAUUUUCUUUGAAAACGCACUGAAAGAUUAAAUAAUAUUACAUCUUAAUAGUUGCUUGCAUUUUUUAAUUAUCAUAAAAAGCAUUUGGCAAUUCUAAACUUAGUGUUAAAUAUAAAUCAUAAACAAUUA